AUGCUUCAUUGUUGCUCGCUCGAAGGUGAAAAGUCAAGAGGUGGCCUAGUAACUUCAGAUUCUUAUAAGGGCUGGAAAUCAGUCUCUUACUUGGAACUCGUUGAGUCAACUAACGGCUUCUCUGUGGACAAUUUGAUUGGUUCCGGAAGUUUUGGUUCUGUUUACAAAGGAGUACUUCCUAGUGAUGGGAGGGCAGUUGCUGUUAAGGUAUUAAAUCUUCAACAACGAGGAGCUUUCAGGAGUUUCAUUGAUGAAUGCAAAGCUUUAAGAAGUAUACGGCACCGUAAUCUUCUCAAGAUCAUUACUGCAUGCUCGAGCAUUGAUAAUCAGGGUAAUGACUUCAAGAGUCUAGUAUUCGAGUUCAUGGCAAAUGGAAGUCUAGACUCAUGGCUGCAUCCUAGAGAUGAUGAGCAACCUCAACAAAGUAAGAGAUUGAGCCUUAUCCAAAGACUCAAUAUUGCGACUGACAUUGCUUCUGCAUUAGAUUAUCUCCACCACUGUUGUGAAACAACCAUUGUUCAUUGUGAUCUAAAGCCAAGCAAUGUUCUUCUUGGUGAAGAUAUGGUAGCCCAUGUUGGUGACUUUGGUUUAGCAAGGUUCCUCUUGGAAGCAUCAGAUAAUUACUCCCAAAGUCAAACCAUGUCAGCUGGGCUAAGGGGUUCGAUAGGCUACAUUCCUCCAGAGUACGGCAUGGGAGGCCAAGUUUCCAUUCUGGGAGAUAUUUAUAGCUUUGGAAUACUGUUGCUAGAAAUCAAUCAAAUGCCUGACCAUGUCAUGGACAUAAUUGACCCUUCAUUGCUCAUUGAAAGAAAUGAUGCACAUGGUGAUGGAGAAAGAUACGAAAGUGAAAUACGAACAAGACGAACCACAAGCUAUCAGCAUGGCAGCCCUAUCCAAGCAACAAGAUUGGAGGAAUGUUUGGUUUCAGUGAUGCAGAUAGGACUCUCAUGCUCUGCAAUAUCACCAACUGAGCGGGGGCAAGUGGAUGUUGUUGUCAACAAACUGAAGGCAGCUAGAGACUCCUAUCUCAAUUUGAGAAUAAGAAGAGAAGAAUGA
Molecule: messenger RNA, 1056 nt
Organism: Prunus armeniaca (apricot)
Lineage: Eukaryota; Viridiplantae; Streptophyta; Magnoliopsida; Rosales; Rosaceae
Source: the annotation of a GenBank genome assembly